AUCACUUACUAGAACGUUUCAUCUCGGUGCAGGGACUAUUCUCUGUCUCUCUGCCACGGGGAGAGGUGCCUUCGCGGCUCCGUCUCCGCAGCCAUGUCCGCCAACUACUGGGAGUCGACGCAGCGGCGGCAUUGGCUCUUCACCAAAGAUGAGCUCGCCUCGAUGCGACAGAAGCUGGAGGAUGAGAGCGCCGAGCUCGUCCGCAUGUUUCCUCUCCCGCAGCCGCGACACAUGGCCAUCUACUUCAAUCAACAGCUGCUGCGAUUAGGGAAGCGUCUCACCAUCCGCCAGCAGGCCAUGGCCACGGCGCAGGUCUAUCUGAAGCGCUUCUACACACGAGUCGAAAUCCGCCGCACGAACCCUUAUCUCGUCAUUACGACUGCGAUAUACCUGGCCUGCAAGAUGGAAGAGGCGCCGCAGCACAUCCGCCUGAUUGUGACCGAGGCUCGGCAACUCUGGCAGGAUUUCAUCGGGCUGGACACGUCCAAGAUUGGAGAGUGCGAAUUCUUUCUCAUUAGCGAGAUGAGCUCCCAGCUCAUUGUACAUCAACCCUACCGAAGUCUGCUGGCUCUGCGCAGCGAGCUGUCCCUGGUCGAUGAAGAUGUGCAGCUCGCCAAGUCGAUCAUCAACGACCACUACAUGACGGACCUGCCGUUCCUCUGCGCACCACACAUCGUCGCGCUGGUUGCAAUCCUCCUGGCUCUCGUUCUGCGCCCAAACUCCACGGUUCCAGGGCAGAGCGCCUCGGGAUCUGCCGCAGCAGCUGGUCUGGCAGCCGCGCAGGCCGCCCUGAGCCAAGCACACUCCGCUCGAUCAGGCCAGGGCGGGAUUCUCGCUGAGAUUCCCUCGACACCAGAGGUCAAAGAAAGGGUUCAGGAAGCCAGAAUCACCCGCGUCCAGCAUUUUGCGGCCUGGCUGGCAGAGAGCGACGUCGACAUUGCUGCCAUGGUAGACGCAACCCAGGAGAUAAUAUCCUUCUACGAGUGCUAUGAACAGUACAACGAUAAGCUCACUAGGGAGCAAAUCAACCGGUUCGUCAAGGCCCGAAAUCUCGACAAAUAGGCACGUCGUCGGGCCCGACGAAGGAGCAAACCAGCCGGGUACUUGAUUGCAUGUAAUUCGACAGGGAGGGUUCAUCACCAGCACUUACCUACCAUGAACAAUCAGACCAGUACUUGGACAACUUGGCAGUGACAGUCGCUGAAAUAGCCGCUGAAGAACCCCGUCCUGAAACGUUUGCGACAACGAAUAGCGUUUAUCAUAAAUAUGAUGUUAUUUAGAAAUAGGGGGGUUGAAGCAUUGGAAGCAUGGAAGCAUUGGGUAUGCGGCGUCUUGGAAGGGUCUUUGGAUUGUUUGAAACGAUAUCUUUGUUUGAAUUUCACAAAUCAGCGGCCUUCUUUCUUUAUUUCUUUGUUUUGGAGUAUACGGGCUAGGCCAUGGCAUGGACAGGGUGGGAUUAUCUUGGGGAAUCGAUGCAUCAAAGGCUCAUAACUCAUACGCAUUAAAUAGAACAGCGCCGGUCUUUUG
Trichoderma virens Gv29-8 is the source of this 1527-nucleotide messenger RNA. RefSeq lists its product as uncharacterized. The record is from RefSeq and is a predicted model, not a curated record. Gene Ontology annotation, molecular function: cyclin-dependent protein serine/threonine kinase regulator activity. Gene Ontology annotation, cellular component: nucleus; mediator complex. NCBI's taxonomy places the organism in Eukaryota, Fungi, Ascomycota, Sordariomycetes, Hypocreales, Hypocreaceae. The transcript has 2 exons. Bases 94 to 1062 code for a protein of 322 amino acids. Gene Ontology annotation, biological process: positive regulation of transcription by RNA polymerase II.